Messenger RNA from Pelobates fuscus (common spadefoot toad), 1918 nucleotides. RefSeq names its product ring finger and SPRY domain containing 1 (gene RSPRY1). NCBI's taxonomy places the organism in Eukaryota, Metazoa, Chordata, Amphibia, Anura, Pelobatidae. The record is from RefSeq and is a predicted model, not a curated record. Bases 134 to 1861 code for a protein of 575 amino acids. Gene Ontology annotation, cellular component: cytoplasm. Gene Ontology annotation, molecular function: protein binding; ubiquitin-protein transferase activity. The transcript has 14 exons.
GGAUGUGGGCGAUGGAUGUAUUUCUCAGAUAAUAUUGGACACUGAAAAUCCAUGCGAUUGGAUCUCUUACGGGAACAUAAUGGAAAAAAACAGGAUUGGCGAUCGUGACGUUGUGAAGCAUACACAUUUCUAGAUGAUUGUUCUUGCUUUUAUUGCAUUUUAUGCUAGUAGGAGCAUUGUACACGCUCUCUUGGUGAGGUUUGGGCACUGUAGAGUGUGUUUCAAUGAACAAUUGGGGGCCACAACUAUGGGGAACACCUGUGUAUGCAGAGAAGAUAGUGGAGCGGAGGACAAUAUUGAUUCUUCAAGCCAGCAAACCGAUAACCGCACUGUACCUGCAAAUGAUUCUAGAAGCCGAAUUAGGGACCCUGUGAGAACACCACGAAGGGGUCGGGGACCACAUGAGCCACGGAGGAAAAAGACGAAUGUGGACAGCCUGGUGCUGGAUACUUUGGCUGUGAUUAGAACUCUAGUAGAUAAUGAUCAGGAACCUCCUUAUUCAAUGAUUACAUUACACGAGAUGGCCGAAACCGAUAACGGCUGGCUGGAUGUGGUGCAGUCUCUCAUUAGAGUCAUUCCAUUAGAAGAUCCUCUGGGUCCUGCUGUCAUAACCUUACUGCUAGAUGAAUGUCCGCUGCCAACAAAAGAUGCCCUCCAAAAGUUGACAGAAAAGUUACAUUUGAGUGGGACCACGGCAAUCCAAGAUGCCAGUAACCCUGCCAAACACCGCAAUACAACAGCAGUAUUAGGGUGCUUAGCUGAAAAACUGGCAGGGCCUGCUAGUGUUUCUUUACUGAGCCCUGGGAUUUUGGAGUAUUUAUUAGAAAGUUUGAAUUUCAGGUUUCAUCCCAUGGUAAUCCUGUUUGCACUCAUUGCACUGGAGAAAUUUUCACAAACAAGUGAAAAUAAAAUGACUGUUUCUGAAUCACAAAUCAGCGAUCGCCUCCUCUUACUAGAGAGCUGGACAAAUAAUGCAGAUUACUUAAAGCGGCAGGUCGGGUUCUGUGCUCAGUGGAGUUUGGACAACCUAUUCUUAAAAGAAGGAAGAGCGCUAACCUAUGAGAAAGCAGACUUAACGCCAAUUAACGCCAUGCUUAAUAGUAAUGAUGUAAGCGAGUACCUCAAGAUCUCUCCUUAUGGAUUAGAAGCUCGAUGUGAUGCCUCCUCCUUUGAGAGUGUUCGCUGCACAUUUUGCGUAGAUUCUGGUGUCUGGUACUAUGAAGUUACGGUUAUUACCUCUGGGGUCAUGCAGAUAGGCUGGGCAACCAAAGACAGCAAAUUCCUCAAUCACGAAGGAUACGGUAUCGGGGAUGAUGAAUAUUCCUGUGCAUAUGACGGCUGCAGGCAGCUGAUCUGGUAUAAUGCCAAAAGCAAAGCACACCAACAUCCUUGCUGGAAAGAAGGCGAUACUGUGGGGUUUUUAUUGGAUCUACAUAAAAAACUAAUGAUUUUCUCAUUAAAUGGGAACCAGCUUCCUCCUGAAAAACAAGUGUUCUCCUCUGCAACGUCUGGGUUUUUUGCUGCUGCAAGCUUUAUGUCUUACCAACAAUGCGAGUUUAAUUUUGGAGCCAAGUCCUUUAAAUAUCCACCGACAAGUAAAUUCAGCACCUUUAAUGAAUAUGCAGUUCUUGCUCCAGAGGAAAAGGUUAUAUUACCCAGACACAGACGCUUAGCAUUGUUAAAACAAGUGAGCAUCAGAGAAAACUGCUGUACGCUUUGCUGCGACGAGGUGGCAGACACAGAACUGAAGCCUUGCGGACACAGUGAUCUCUGCAUGGAAUGUGCCUUGCAGCUGGAGACCUGCCCAUUGUGUCGUCAAGAAAUAAAGACUCGCGUACGACAGAUUGCCCAUAUUUCUUGACAUUUGUGGAAUAAAUGCAGGAGAAAACUUUUAUUUUUUAUUUAACUUUUUUUUUUU